AUGCGCAAAGACUUGUCUUUCGCAUUGUGUGCGAUAUCAUCAAAAUCUUACACCCUGCGACAGGAACUUCACCAGCAACUUGCAGAGCUUCCACAGAAACUCAAGUUUAGCGUACCUGCCAAAGGUUAUCAAUCCCUUGAAAUCGUGCAGGCGUAUCUCCUCCUCACUCUUUUGGGAUGCAUGGCCGUAGAGCGUCAUGAGUGCGACAAGACUUGGUUAUUACUGGGAAUGGCCAUUAGGAUGGCGACAGACCUGAACCUGCAUCGGAAGAUAGCGAUGACCAGGCAAGAUACGCCAGAAGGUCGAGCUCGGGAUAAAGAAGUCCACGACCGUGAGCGAACAUGGCUCUUGUGCUUUGCCCUCGACAGAAGCUACGUAAUCUAG
Messenger RNA from Suillus bovinus, 384 nucleotides. RefSeq lists its product as uncharacterized. Gene Ontology annotation, molecular function: DNA-binding transcription factor activity, RNA polymerase II-specific; zinc ion binding; transcription cis-regulatory region binding. Bases 1 to 384 code for a protein of 127 amino acids. Lineage: Eukaryota; Fungi; Basidiomycota; Agaricomycetes; Boletales; Suillaceae. The transcript is spliced from 2 exons. The record is from RefSeq and is a predicted model, not a curated record. Gene Ontology annotation, cellular component: nucleus. Gene Ontology annotation, biological process: regulation of DNA-templated transcription; DNA-templated transcription.